Molecule: messenger RNA, 1304 nt
Organism: Phycomyces blakesleeanus NRRL 1555(-)
Lineage: Eukaryota; Fungi; Mucoromycota; Mucoromycetes; Mucorales; Phycomycetaceae
Product: C2H2-type zinc finger transcription factor
Exons: 8
Coding region: 24-1013 (329 amino acids)
Molecular function (GO): protein binding
Source: RefSeq, a predicted model, not a curated record
CAUAUAUCAUCAAUUACAGAAUCAUGGCUACUGAUAUCGACACUCUUGUUAGCAUGGGAUUUUCCCGCGGAAAAGUGCAGAAAGCUUGGAAGGCAACCAAAGGAGCUGGACUUCAGCCUGCUAUGGAUUGGAUUCUUGAACAUCCAGAAGUUUCUGAUGAGCCAGACGUUGAAGAAUCCUCUACUGGACAAUCACUAAAUACCACUACUUCUACUACCGACGCGUCGACCGAUACCCCUACUGAGAAUGAAGAAGGUGAAAUCUUUAAUGGUGAACAGACUGCUCACAGUUUGAUUUGUAAUGACUGCCAAAAGUUAUUCCGGGAUUCUACUGCUGCAGAGAGACACGCCAUCAGAACACAGCACCAAAACUUCUCUGAGAGUACUGAAGUCAUUGCACCUCUGAGUGAGGAAGAAAAAAAGCAAAAAUUGGCAGAGUUAAAGGCUCGCCUGGCUGAGAAGCGUGCAUUAAAGGCACAGGAAGAAGAAGCCGAGCGUAAACAGGCUGAAAAGAUCCGUCGCAAGGCUGGACAGGACUUGAGUGAAGUUAAACAGCAAUUGGAAGCCAAGGAAAUCAAAAAGGCCUUUGAUCUGAAGCGCAAAGAAAAGGAGGAUGACAAAAAGGCAUUGGCCAAGAUCAAGGCUCAGAUUGAGGCUGACAAGAGAGACAGAGCUGCAAAGAAAGAAGCUGCUAAGAAUGGAACACCUAUUCCAGCAGUGGCCGCUCCAGAAGUGGCUACUCCAGUAGCCGCGUCUGCACCAGCUGCCAAAAAAGAAUACACAGAGGCUAGAUUACAGAUUCGUGUGCCUGGUAUCUCUCCAUUGACAAGCAACUUCCCUGCUGAUGCCACACUUUCAAGUGUCCAAACUUAUCUUCAAUCCAAUGGAUGUGUCAAUAACUUUACACUGUCUACCACAUUCCCCAGAAAAACAUUCGGUACUGACGAUCUCAACAAAUCACUCAAAGAAUUGGGGUUGGUUCCAUCUUCUGCGCUUGUCUUGACCUAUAUUUGAAAUAGACAAAUCUAUCUACAUAUAUAACACCCACAUACAGCCUAAUGAAGAAAGAAAGACCUUUUGUGUUUUUUGUGGGCGUGUAUUUAGGUGAGGAAAUGUGCAGAUUUUUAUUGGCUUGAUAAGAAUAGUAUGAAGAUAUAGAGUUUUUGGCCAAUUUUACCAUUUGGCAAAAGAAAGAAAUUUUCCUUCUAGUGUAAUUUUGACACGGUCUCCUUUAGGAUGUGGCACCUAUAUAAUAUAUAUAUAUUUUGGGUUUCAUUUAUUAAAUGAUUAGAUACUGAAUUGAAU